Bombina bombina (fire-bellied toad) is the source of this 1939-nucleotide messenger RNA. It is a transcript of the gene PRR15, whose product is annotated as proline rich 15. The transcript has 2 exons. The record is from RefSeq and is a predicted model, not a curated record. NCBI's taxonomy places the organism in Eukaryota, Metazoa, Chordata, Amphibia, Anura, Bombinatoridae. Bases 338 to 733 code for a protein of 131 amino acids.
GUGACGCGAGAGGCGCUCCCACCCUGCUACCUGUGUAGCAUUGGCCAGCACCUGCACUGCAGGAUACCUGUUGUUACUGUAUCUGUCUGCUCCGGGCUCUGCUGCACCUGCUUUGCGCAAGCUAGAAGAAUGCAUUGGAUUAAAGCACCUUGCUGAUACCUGCUGCCUGGAUCUGUUUUUAUUGCUGAUGUGUGAUUGUUGUACCUAAAGUUUAUUGGUUUAUCACUCACCUUGGGGAAACGAUCUAGCUGGUUGCUGUGGCAUAUACAGGCUGUUUGCAGCAAGUGGGGAAAAACAUCCUAGCAUCUACUCAACUUGAAGGGUAAAGGACUCUAUCAUGGCAGAAAGUGCCACUGGAAAGACCAGCAGUGGUAACUGGUGGAAGUCACUAACAGUUCGUAAAAAGCCCAAAGAGGUUUCAGUAUAUAGUGCUUCAGUUUCUGCUGAUGCCACAGAGGACAGGACAUACACUGGAACAUGGACAGUUGGUAGUGGAGCUCUGAGUUCAUCAACUGGAUCAAGAGAAAAUCAGCACCCUAACUAUAUAUCUAUUGAAGGUACAGACAGUGAUCCUAAAUCAGACAAGAUGUUCAGUGAGAAGACAGGUCGCAGAAAUCUUAAGAUCUCCCGAUCUGGACGAUUUAAGGAGAAAAGGAAGGUUCGUGCCAGUUUACCUGAAAGCCCAAAGUUCUUUGAGGAGAACCCUUCUAAUGAAAAUGAUGAGAGACAAUGAGCUUUUAAAAUAGCCUGCAAUGGGGUGUGUAUCAAGAAACAACCAUGAGCAUCCAUGACCAAGGGCUUUGAUUGGGUAAAUCUCUUCCAAUGGUUCCAUGAAGUCCGCAAAGUAGGAACAUGCGUGUUGAUGGCAAAACCUUAUUUUUUUUAUAUCCUUUACAUAUAACAUAUUUGGGAUACCAUACUAGUGAACCAGAUCCAAGUGCCUUAUAAAUCAUUUGACAUGUCGGGAGUCUGACACACCUUUCAAUGACUGGAGGAAAUAAUUUAGUUAACACUGUAGUUUACACUGUAGGGAUAAUUAAGUGGAUAUUAAAUGGAUAAAGUAUAUUUUGACUUCUCAGAUAAUUCAUCCCUCAUCAAAAUAUGGAUAACAAAAAUGUGCUUUGUGGACUUAAUAAUGUACUUAUUUAGCUUAUUUCACACUGUUGUUUGAACCACUAUGGUCAAAUGUAUCCAUUAGGAGCUAAGUUGUGGAAAACAAAAAUGACUAAGGAAAAUAAAAAGACUGAACUAAUAUUUUUUUAACAGAAGACUACCACCUAUGUUCAUUAAGUGUGCUAAUUCCUUGUUAUGUAGCUGGGAAUUAAGGCGUCCUAUUUGAUGAACACACACAAUAUAAAUAUUUGUAUGUGUGUAUGUGUAUAUAUAUGUAUAUAUAUAUAUAUAUAUAUAUAUAUAUAUAUAUAUAUAUAUAUACACAUAUAUAUUAUUUUUUUCUAAUUUGCUUAAUGCACAAUAUAAAGUCUCGUCAAUGAAGACUUUUUAAUUGACAGGAAAUGGACUGUCAAUUUUCAUUUUAUCAAUAUAUUGUGAUUGAUAAAUUCUUUAAAUAUUUAUUUCUUGAAAUAAGUGAAGGAAUAAUUUUCCAGUUGAUUUUUACAUUUUAACAACGAGGAGAGAAACUGCUUGUGUUUUUUUUUCUUCGUUAUGGUCAUUGCUAUUACAAUUCAGUGCUUACCAGAAUAAUUUUGUUCUGAUUCAGAACUUUAUAAAGAAUCACUCUUCUUUUAAAUGCACUUUGAACUGGAAUAUGUUGAUAGUUUUCUAGUUGUGUAUUUAGGGAGGGACUGCUUUUGUAUGUUGGGGGAAAAACAAAGUUUUGAUCAAACAUUUUGUAAUUUGCAUCAAUGUAUUGAGAUAAUGUGAACAUUGUUGCAACUGUGUUAAUCAAUAUUAAAAUAUUGAAAAGAUAUGUAAGAAA